Messenger RNA from Brassica oleracea var. oleracea, 779 nucleotides. RefSeq names its product 50S ribosomal protein L18. Gene Ontology annotation, biological process: translation. The coding region runs from base 88 to 654 and encodes 188 amino acids. The transcript has 2 exons. The record is from RefSeq and is a predicted model, not a curated record. Lineage: Eukaryota; Viridiplantae; Streptophyta; Magnoliopsida; Brassicales; Brassicaceae. Gene Ontology annotation, molecular function: structural constituent of ribosome; 5S rRNA binding. Gene Ontology annotation, cellular component: ribosome.
AAUUGUUAAUCGAGACGGUGAAGUGAGGAGCCGCCGAGUCUUAUCCGAUCAAAUUACUCUCUCACUCGCAAUCAAAGCUCGACGAAGAUGUCUUGCUUGGUCGUCUCAUCAACUUGCUCGCUCCUCCCCUUAGACUCUAGUCUCACUCGUUCAACUCGUUCCAGCAAACUCGGCUCUUCACUUUCAUGGCAAUCUUCAUUUCCCAAAUUCUCCAUAGACAUCGGCUCUGUUAUCUCCUCUCCCAUUGUCAAGAAGGAUUCUUUUAUUCAAGCUGCCUGGACUAGGAGAUCACGUGGCGAAGCAGCGAAAAGACCCAACAAGAAGUCAUGGAAGCAGAGAACAGACAUGUACAUGAGACCUUUUCUUCUGAAUGUCUUCUUCUCAAGGAAGUUCAUUCACGCCAAAGUUAUGCAUAGACCAACUAGCAAAGUCAUCUCGGUUGCCACCACUAACGCAAGAGAUAUAAGGACGAACAUACCGUCUCUUGUGGAUGACGAAGCGUGCAGACUAAUCGGCAAGCUCAUAGCUGAGCGUUCAAUGGAAGCAGACGUCUACGCUGUGUCCUAUGAGCCAAGAAAGGGAGAGAGAAUUGAAGGGAAGCUAGGGAUUGUUAUCGAUACCAUUAAAGAACAUGGCAUUGUUUUUGUUCCUUGAUUUGGCAUUUUCAUUACCAAGAAUGGUCUGUGUUCUGUUUUGCAUAAUGGUUCAAGAACACAUAGUUGUUACAAAGACAGUGGAGUAUUAAAAGAUGAUUAUAUAAUUAUAUUAUUGUAUGUACA